This is a messenger RNA of Paramecium sonneborni, 2452 nucleotides long. Lineage: Eukaryota; Ciliophora; Oligohymenophorea; Peniculida; Parameciidae. The record is from the annotation of a GenBank genome assembly.
AUGAACAACAACAACUCUUUAAUAUUGGAAUAUCACCUAUAUGAUACUAUUUAGUUGAUUAAAAAUAAUAAAUACAAAAAAUUUAUCAAUUUAAGUAGAAAAUUACUUUGUCACCCUUAUUUGAUCAAUGAUACAUUUUACAUACAAUUAAAUAUUUAACUAAUUAGGAGAUUAUUAUAUUGUUAACUUAAAGUCAUCAAGAAAUAUAUAUUCAACUUUAGUUAGAAACAACAAACUAUUUUAGAAGUUUUAAUAACUUGCAUGAAUUUAUGUUAAAAUUAUCAAAUUUUGCUUAAUAAAUAUUAAAUUUCUUUAGAUGAAAAAUAGAUAAACGAAAAAUAAAUUUCUAGAAAAUAAAAAUUUUUAAAUGAACCAAAUAAAUUAACAAUUAAAUAAUUUGCAAAUAUUUUUGAUAAAUUAGAACCAGACAGCAAAUCUAAAAUUUGGAUUUAAUAUUAAUAAUAGCAACUAUUUUGUUACUUUUAAAAAACUUUACUUUUUAAUUAUCUAUAUUGCAAAAUAUCUUUAUUAAAAGAGGCUCCUCUUUUUUUGUUUAAAUUGUAAAUGUUGAAACCUAUCUUCACAUUUUAAUCAUAACUUUUAUAUUUUUAAACAUUAACCCUAAAAAAUGCUGCUUAAUUUGAAUUAUCCAAUACUACCAAUAAUGAUGCAUUAGAAUAUGGAUUUUAAAUGUUAUUAAACUCUCUUCGAGAAUAUCAUAAAUCAUAAACAAAUUUAAUAAAUUUAUAAAAAUAAUUGAUAAAAAUAACAACUACAUUAAUAAUAAAUUUAGACAUUCAAAGCAAAUCUUAUGAAAUUAAUGAUAAUCAUUUAGAAUGUAUUUAAUCUUUGAAUUUGGCUCACUUUUUAGCCUAUCAAAUUUUAAAACCUUUGAAAGCUAAAUCAGAAUUCAUUGAAUAUAUAACUUAAGAAUUUGAUUUCGUAAAUGAAAAAUUUGAAUAAAUUUUAUUAGAAGAUCAAGAUUUAACUAAAUUUACAUAAUUUCUUUAUGGUUAUCAUUUGAAUUAAAAAUAAAAUAUCAAAAUUAUUGCUAAUUCUAAACUUUAAGAAAUGAUUAAAGCAAAACUCUCAGAAAAAAAGAGUACAUAAUUUUAAAAAGGAUUUAAGACUGUUGAUAGUAAUUAAUGUAUAUUUGCCUCACAUAGUUAGGAUAAAUUGACAAUGUAAGAUUAUUUACCCAUUAAAAUAAAAUCAUAUCAUCACAAUAAUUCAACGGCUUUGUCAAAUCCCUAUUCUUCAACUUCAAUUAAUAAUACUGUCAAUUUUAACACAAUUAUUAAAGAAUCUCCAUCAACUAAAAAAGAGAGAAUAAAUUAAAAUGCUUGUCCUAGUAGUUUUUUAAGUUAAAAUAGUGUUUAAAUCAUUAAAUAAAAAAAUUAAGAAAUUCCAAAAAAACGCCAAAUUUCUGUAAAGCAUAAACGAUCUAUUACUAAUUCAGAACAUAAAAGUAGUUAUUUAAGUUAAUUAAUUAAUUUAAGAUAAAAAUCAAAUUUGAGAAUAAGAGAUGAAAUGAGUGAAUUAGAAAAAAAUCAUCAUAAAUUAAUCAAUAAACUAAAUAAUCAAUAAAAAUCUACUAAAGUAUCAACAAUAGAUGAAUUUUUUAAUAAGAAAAUAGAGGCAAUAGCAUUUGAAGAAUGUUUAACAUUAGAUUAAAUAAAAGAUACAGCAAAGAAAAUAAUUUAAACAGAAUGGGAGAUUCAUAAAGAAAUGCCAGUAACUAAAAGUUUGAUGAAAUCUAUAUCAGUUUUUGAUAUUUAAGUUGAAUAGAAAUAGGCAAUAUAUAAUAAACUUUAAGAGUAUAGAGAAAUACAAAAUGUUGAUUAUUACAACACAGAGAAGGAUCGAGCUUAAGAUUAAAUGGAAUAAACAAAAGAAGUUAAAAAAUUAAAAAUAAAUCAAUAAAGAUUUUCAAUGAGAAAUAGAAGUAGCUAAUAAAGUUUAUUGAAUUCUCAUUAGAUUUAAUCUUUAGUAAUCAAUGAUACCAAGAUUUAAGAAUAAUUAACUUAGUCGAUUUUAGAGUAAUAAAAUUCAGGCGAAUAGAAUAUUGAAAUGAAAGUAUCACCAAGAUUAUCUAGGAAGAAUAAUUCGAUGUUUUAUAAUUAAAAUUAAGAGUAAAAUAAUUAAAAGAAAGGAUAUUCAUUAGUAAAAGGAUAGUUGAUAGAUUUAAUGAUAAAAAAUCUUGAAUAUAGAGAUGAAUUGAAUAUGUAAGAAAAAGAGCUGAAAUAAGUAUUAUAUUUAAUAGAUUUAAUAGUUUGUAUUACCUAGAUAAUUUAGAACAAAAACUAUAUCUCCUUAAGGAGGAGAGUUCUCAUAAAAAUCCUAGAAUAUGAGUGAUUUUAAGUCAUUUGCUUAUAGUACGAAUUCAACUUAAAUUACCUCUCAACAGAUGGAAAAUAAAUUACAUAAGACAUUUAUACAUCAAAAAUAAUGA